AUGACAGGCGUGGAUGGUUCUAAACUGAGACGUUUUAUCAAAUAUCAAAGAAAGAUCCUGACAUUCCCGGCCGAGGCAACAAAACAGUUGGUGCCGAUAUGCCUUUGUCUCUUGUCCCCCCAGUUCCGACCGGUUGUCGAUGGUUACUUCCUGCCAGACACGCCAGAAAGACUAGCGGUCAAAGGUCCAGUGAACGCUAAGUACUUCCUGACGGGCGCCACACAAGAUGAGGGUGUCAUUGCGGCAAUACCGUUCGUAGAGGAACACGGAACAGGCAAACAUGGCUCCCAAAAGUUAUUGGCAGUCAUGAACUGCUUCCGGGGUGAUCUACCGGAAGUAGAAGGAAUUGUGGAUUCCGUAAUGGAGCACUACACCCGGUGGCCGUUUGACAGGGGAGAAGAAUACAUCAGACAACGAUUUGCAGAGAUUGUUGGCGACUAUUUCAUCGUGGCGCCGAUACACAAAGCAGCUAGCGUCCUCUCUCGACACAACCUCACCGUCUUCGUCUACAACUACGAGUACAAAUCCGUCUUCGACAAAUGGCAAGGUGUGAUCCAUGGCGCUGAGCUGUUCUACCUGUCAGGAUACCCCCUCGUAAAGCACCCGAACUUCCGGUAUGACGAGUCCGACAAGACAAUGGCAAGGAUGCUUCUGAUGUUUUGGGCCAACUUUGUCAAAAAUGGACUACCAUCCCUGGUCCCACUGAAGGAGUUUCACAUGGCCCGCUUCACUGAAGACCAACCACUCUUCACCCGCUUCGUGUCCUACGACGAUGGUCCGACAGUCAUCGUCGACCACCACUUCAAGACCGAGAAGCUGUCCUUCUGGAACAAUGGCGUGCAAGAGCUGUACAGACAGCAGUACAGAAACUACCACGUGGACGGCGAGAACCUCGUCCGCCCCGGAGACUACAUCAUUACCCAUACCUCCAAUAACUGGAUUCUGAUAGCCGCAUGUAUUGGACUGUCUGUUCUUACCGUCCUGCUGUCUGUGUGUUACUGCCAGAUGAGACGACAAGUCAGCAUCCUCAUAAGGCAGAACAGUGUCUCCAGCGGAAAGAGGAUGCUGUAGUAGGACAAUACUAUGAUGAAGGACACCGGGGGACGUGAACAAAGAGGAAGAAGGAACAUUAGUCGAGAACAGAGUUUAAAUUCAACAUGUUCUUUCAUUGCAGACUGCCGCAUGGCUGCAGGAUUGCAAUUCAGGGCAAUGCCCAAAACCAUAUAUGUCAUAGAGACUGGUGUAAUCCUCAUCCCAAGAUGUAAUGUCAAGCGUCUGAGAAGGAGAAAUGUCCAUGAAAAUAUGUUUGGCGAGAAAGCUGUAGUUGCUCUAUGUCCACAGAUACAUAAUACCGGCUACCGUCACCCAUGAAGAUGAUUA
Molecule: messenger RNA, 1380 nt
Organism: Haliotis rubra (blacklip abalone)
Lineage: Eukaryota; Metazoa; Mollusca; Gastropoda; Lepetellida; Haliotidae
Product: acetylcholinesterase-like
Exons: 7
Coding region: 1-1071 (356 amino acids)
Biological process (GO): choline metabolic process; acetylcholine catabolic process
Cellular component (GO): plasma membrane
Molecular function (GO): acetylcholinesterase activity
Source: RefSeq, a predicted model, not a curated record